Rhinichthys klamathensis goyatoka is the source of this 1008-nucleotide messenger RNA. RefSeq names its product phospholipid scramblase 1. Gene Ontology annotation, biological process: plasma membrane phospholipid scrambling. NCBI's taxonomy places the organism in Eukaryota, Metazoa, Chordata, Actinopteri, Cypriniformes, Leuciscidae. Gene Ontology annotation, cellular component: plasma membrane. Bases 77 to 766 code for a protein of 229 amino acids. Gene Ontology annotation, molecular function: phospholipid scramblase activity. The transcript has 7 exons. The record is from RefSeq and is a predicted model, not a curated record.
UACCAUUGGCCCUCAUCCAGGAAGAAAUGAAGUUUAUCCUACACCACCAGCAGGUUAUGUACCACCUCAAGUCCCGAUGGUGAUACCAGUCCCAGACAGACCCCUGGGCUGUCCUCCGGGUCUGGAGUACCUGACCCAGAUUGACCAGCUUCUAGUUCAUCAGAAAGUGGAACUAAUGGAAGUUCUCAUGGGAUGGGAGACCAAAAAUCAAUAUGUGGUGAAAAAUAGCUUAGGGCAGCAGGUGUUUUUUGCUGCUGAGGAGAGUGAUUUCUGUACUCGUAUGAUGUGUGGAUCGGUGCGCUCCUUCCUGCUUCAUAUCCAGAAUAGCAUGGGACAGGAAGUGAUGACUUUAUCCCGUCCGCUUAAUUGCAGUAGCUGUUGUUUCCCUUGCUGUCUGCAAGAGCUGGAGGUUCAGAGCCCUCCGGGCAGCCCUAUUGGUUAUGUUAUGCAAAGCUGGCAUCCUUUCCUGCCGAAGUUCACUAUUCAGAAUGAGAGAAAAGAACCCGUUCUGAAGAUUGUGGGGCCGUUCUGUGACUGCAAAUGUUGUUCUGAUGUUAUUUUUGAGGUGGUGUCACUGGAUGAGUCCUCAGCGAUUGGUCGAAUUAGCAAACAGUGGACGGGAUUUGAGGCAGAAGCAUUUACUGAUGCAGACAACUUUGGCCUACAAUUUCCAAUGGAUUUGGAUGUGAAAAUAAAAGCAGUUCUAUUAGGAGCCUGCUUUCUUAUUGAUUUCAUGUAUUUUGAGCACACUCAAAACCAAGAGUGAAACCCUCCUGUGUCACCAUGAAGUCAUGUAUUGUUCUCGUUAGUCCCUGAUUAGCUUACCUUCCUCCACCUGUGCCUGUUUAACUCCCUCCUCACUCUGUGUAUUUACACUCCGCGUUCUGUUCAUUCGUUGUCAGUUAUUGAACGUGGUCACGCUGUAUGUGUUACUCACCAGUAAACGUGAAUGUUAUUUGGAUCCUGCAUCAUUCGUCUUCUUUCCAAGGAAAGUUGUGACAUCCUGGA